UGUUUUUAACUUUGGCAGUCAAACUCAAACAGCAUUGAUGCUGGACGUACUUCUCGUACAACUAAAACAGCACAAGUUAUUUUUCUUCUAAACACAUUUUCGUUUAACUAUUUAGUUUACAAAAUGGGAGACGAGGAGAUUAUUCGAAGAAGAUUGUUGUUCGAUGGUGAGGGUACUGGCGAUGAAAGGAGACUCAAUGUUUUGCUUAAAAAUUUCCUGACUUGGUGCAAUUCCACUGAUAGUGUGGAAGAAACACGAGCACAAUAUGCAAGAAUGAUGGCCCAAAUUGCCCAAUGUGAAUUUGCUGCCACAAAAUCCUUGCGCUGUUGUGAGAUGAACUCUGCAGAACAGCAGCAUUAUGACGAGCUCUACAACCAAAUAGAAGAAGGCAUUGUGUCAGCGAAAAAGGACAUUGAGGCGACCAAGAAAGAGCUUCAAGAAGCCAGACAAAUUCGUAGGAAUAAGAUGGAAUAUGAUGCAUUAGCUGCAAUAAUUCAAACACAGCCUGAUCGUAAAACCAAUCAAGAUAAACUUGCUUUGCUGAGACAAGAACUGGAAGCAUCAGAAGCUGAGUGUCAGAAAUUAGAAAUGAAACUGGAACAGAGACGCAAACAAUUUCAUCUGCUUAUUUCAACUAUCCAGGGCUUACAACAUCUUCUUGCUGAUGAUGAAACAACCUAAUAACUAUGUACCAUUGUUUUUUUUUGCUUUAUAUUUGAAUAAGGAAUAAAAGGUACUUAACACCAA
Messenger RNA from Daphnia carinata, 747 nucleotides. It is a transcript of the gene thoc7, whose product is annotated as THO complex subunit 7 homolog. Lineage: Eukaryota; Metazoa; Arthropoda; Branchiopoda; Diplostraca; Daphniidae. The record is from RefSeq and is a predicted model, not a curated record. Gene Ontology annotation, cellular component: THO complex part of transcription export complex. The transcript is spliced from 3 exons. Gene Ontology annotation, biological process: mRNA processing; mRNA export from nucleus. Bases 124 to 681 code for a protein of 185 amino acids.